ACAAAGAAAGUUUCUCCGUUGCCGAUUACAAAUUGUGUCUACCACUCAGCUUACUGAUUAGUUGAAUUGCAAUAAAACCAUUGGAAUAUUAAGUGGACAACCACAGCAAACGAGAUAAAAGUUAUACGAGAAUAAAAUCCAGUUGCGGUUUGAAAUUCUAACUACGCACACUACUACACUAAGCAAAGUCACAACAAAAUGGCCACCUUUCGUAUGGGUCCAGCAACACACACUGUGGCAAUGUCAUUGUUCCGGCAAAACCGUCAAAAGUUGGCCGCUGCACUGAAAGAACACAGUUCUGUGAAACCAAAGUCGUAUGUAUUACUCGCUGGCGGCGAUGAUGUUAGCUUCAACGAUACGGAUGUGAGUUAUCUCUUUCGCCAGGAGUCCUAUUUCCAGUACUUAUUUGGCGUGAAGGAACCCGGUUGUUUUGGUGUGCUGAAUGUUGAUAUACCCAAAUCCACUUUAUUUGUGCCACGUUUGCCCGAGGAAUAUGCCACUUGGAUGGGUAAACUAUAUACGUUAAAUGAAUUCAAGAAAAUGUACGAAGUGGAUGAGGUGCUUUAUGUGGACGAAUUGAAUACAUUUUUUGAGAAGGCAGAACCCUCCGUCAUUCUAACAUUGAGUGGUCUUAACACAGAUAGUGGUUUAAUAUCCAAACCAGCACGUUUUGAAGGAAUCGAGAAAUUUGUUGUCGAUUGUAAUCUUCUACAUCCAGUGAUAGCUGAGUGUCGUGUAAUCAAGUCACCCGAAGAGAUUGAAGUGCUACGUUAUGUCGCAAAAGUCUCGUCGGAUGCGCACAUACGUGUCAUGCAGUUUAUGCGUCCAGGACGUUCGGAGUAUGAGGGUGAGGCUGUAUUUUUACAUCACGCCUAUGCUGUUGGCGGUUGUCGUCACGCCUCGUACACUUGCAUUUGCGGUAGUGGUGUGAAUUCGGCGGUGUUGCAUUAUGGACACGCCGGUGCACCAAAUGAUGGUCCUGUACGCAAUGGUGAUAUGUGCCUAUUUGAUAUGGGCGCAAAUUAUUGUGGUUAUGCCGCAGAUAUUACCUGCAGUUUCCCAGCUAAUGGCAAAUUCACCGAAGAUCAGAAAUUCAUUUACAAUGCCGUUUUGGCCGGACGUAACGCUGUGCUGGCGGAGGCACGCGAUGGCGUCUCAUGGGUGGAUAUGCACAAGUUGGCUUGCCGUGUCAUGCUUACCAAAUUGAAAGAAGGUGGCAUGCUAAAAGGUGACGUAGAGGACAUGCUGGACGCUGGUUUGGCUGGCAUUUUCCAACCACACGGUUUAGGACAUUUACUUGGUUUGGAUGUGCACGAUGUUGGUGGCUACCUAGCAGGGCAACCAAGUCGCCCCGCAGAACCUUGGCUGUGUAAAUUACGUUUCGCACGCACUUUGAAGGCGGGCAUGUACGUGACCGUUGAACCGGGUUGUUACUUUAUUGAAUACCUAAUGGAUCGUGCACUGGCCGAUCCGAAUCUGAACAAGUUCAUCGUGAAAGAGGUCUAUGAACGUUUCCGCAAGUUUGGUGGUGUGCGCAUAGAAGACGAUGUCCUCAUUAAAGUUGACGGUUGUGAGAAUUUCGCCACAGUACCACGCACCGUUGAGGAAAUCGAGCAAACCAUGGCUAAUCGCAAGGAAUGAGCUAGUUGUUACCUGGCAAGCAAUUAUCUAGUGCGUUAUAUAUUGAUUGUAUCGUGUUGAUUAGAUUGUUAUGAAUGAUUUAUAUAUGUAUACCUUAAAUGAAAAUAACAUGCUUUAACACAUACAUAUAUAUGUACAUAUUCCCUAUUGGAAAUUUAUAACGUCUGCAUUAAAUAUUUUUGUUAUUUAGCUAUGCUAUUAUAUACAGAAUAAAUAAAAGUCUAACUUUUCAAUAACUGGUUA
Molecule: messenger RNA, 1884 nt
Organism: Zeugodacus cucurbitae (melon fly)
Lineage: Eukaryota; Metazoa; Arthropoda; Insecta; Diptera; Tephritidae
Gene: Dip-C
Product: xaa-Pro dipeptidase
Exons: 2
Coding region: 199-1641 (480 amino acids)
Molecular function (GO): metalloaminopeptidase activity; manganese ion binding
Source: RefSeq, a predicted model, not a curated record